Molecule: messenger RNA, 658 nt
Organism: Myiozetetes cayanensis
Lineage: Eukaryota; Metazoa; Chordata; Aves; Passeriformes; Tyrannidae
Product: DNA polymerase iota-like
Exons: 3
Coding region: 72-605 (177 amino acids)
Biological process (GO): DNA repair
Molecular function (GO): damaged DNA binding
Source: RefSeq, a predicted model, not a curated record
AGAAUUCCAACUUUAUUCAGAAUUUUUCCUUCCCCCCAGAAAACUCGUCCCUCCUCCCCCCCCUCCUGGAGAUGCUGCUGAAGCUCCUGAGGAAAAUGAUCCCUCUGGAAUUCCCCUUCCACCUCACCCUGCUGAGCGUCUGCUUUGCCAACUUCCAGCAAAUUCCCACCGGGAAAAAUUCCAUCCAUUCCUACCUGAAACCUUCCAGGGAAGGAAAAGAGGGAAUUCCCUCCGGAAACGACGACAGAGCCCCGAAAAUCCCGAGAAUUCCCGAAGAAAACGACGGGAAAGGAGCGGAAAUUCCGGUUUUACCGGGCCCAUCCCAAGGAAAAUCGGGAAUUGUGGCCCCUCCAGGGGUGGAUCCCGAAGUUUUCCGGGAGCUGCCGCUGGAAUUGCAGGAAGAGGUGGCGGCAGAGUGGAAAAAUCCGGAAAAAAAACCUCCAAAUUCCCAAAAAAAACUCCAAAGGAAGAGGAAAAAUCCGGGAAUUUGCUCCCAAUCCAACAAUUUACUGAAAUAUUGGAAGGCCAGCAGGUUUUUUUUUCCCUCAUUUCCUGCCUUUGAUUUGCAUAAAAAGGAGGAACUUCCUCGAUUUUCCAGGGGAUAAAAAGGGCAGGAAGAGGCACCCGGAGGCAUCAGCAGGGUUGGAAUCGGCGCCUG